Molecule: messenger RNA, 2525 nt
Organism: Cottoperca gobio
Lineage: Eukaryota; Metazoa; Chordata; Actinopteri; Perciformes; Bovichtidae
Gene: nrros
Product: negative regulator of reactive oxygen species
Exons: 3
Coding region: 365-2425 (686 amino acids)
Cellular component (GO): plasma membrane
Molecular function (GO): protein binding
Source: RefSeq, a predicted model, not a curated record
CAACUUUAUAGUUGCCUGCACAGCAUCAUUACUGUGUUGGAGUUUGUGUGAUGGGGGAAAAAGAACACAAAACUUGUGCUCUGCUGGUUGAGAGCUGUUGAGCCUGCAUUUGCCUUCCUGUGGCCCCGAGCUUGAGAACCUCUUUCUGAUUUAAGCUUGUCCAUGUGACUUUGGUUUCCGUUGCUUGCCUGCUUCCGUGAAUAGUAAAAAGAGGCAUCAGGGCUUCAGUGAGAACAGAAGAAGGCAGCUGAAUCUCACACACGAGAACACACUGCAACGAGCAAGUCAACCAGCGAUAUGGUCAGGGCAUCAACCGUCAGUGGCUUGGGAAAUCCACACCUAACCACCAGCUGAGGAUGUUAAAAUGCCAGUCCACAGGCUCACUACCAUCCUGCUUUGCUUGUUACCCGUGUGGAGAAUCCUGACGCCAGUCUCAAGUCAUCCUCAACACAGCCGAUGCCAACUGAUACAAAGAACGGCUGUCUGCAAUAAUGGCAAGCUCUCCUUUGUGCCUGCAGGACUCCCGGACAACCUGGAGGAGCUUCAGCUCAACGACAAUCACAUUCAAACACUACAGGACAAUUCUCUCCUCGGUUAUCCCUCACUUAACACUCUGAGCGUAGCUUGUAGUAGUUUAGAAAAAGUAGAAUCAAACACUUUUCAAGACUCAAAAUUGUUGGAAAAUCUUAAUUUAGCAAAAAACUAUCUUCACAUCGGCUACCAAGACACCAGCCACGCAUUAAAGAGUCUACCCAGGCUCAGAGCCUUGGAUCUCUCUGAGAAUGAUCUUAAUGAUGAAAUGAUGGCCACGCUUCUCCAAAAUCUGACAUCCCUGGAGUACCUCAAUCUUUCCGGAAACCUCUUGCAGAGACUGGAUGAGACCUCGUUCAGAGAUCUUUACCAACUCAAAGAGCUUGACCUACAGAGAAACAUCAUGUUCGAGAUUGAUGGCGCUUUUGACAACAAUCCUAAACUCCAGCGGCUCAACUUGGCCUUCAACUAUUUGCUUUGCCUGACAGACUUCCACAUGACCCAGCUGGUGGUCCUCAACGGCAGCCACAACUUCAUUGAGUGGUUCAUCUCCCGACAGGGCCUUAAUGACACUUUCCAGCUGGAAACACUUGAUCUAUCACAUAACAAACUACUCUUCUUUCCUUUCUUGCCUAACCACAGCCACAUGCGGAAUCUUUAUCUAUCCCACAACAGCGUUAGUUUUUACGAACACUUGGAAGACAACGGCACCUUCCCGAACACGACUUCAACGGUUGAGUUCUACAAUAUGAAGAAGUACACGGGCAACGUGACUGCUAAGCUGUGGGAUGAGAGCCUUCACGGUGACAUCUCUUCUCUAGAGAUUUUGGAUCUAAGAGGAAACCAGGUGCAGUAUUUUCCUCAAGGAUUCAUCCAGAAAAUGCCUGCCCUGUCUAGACUUCAAAUGUGCACGAACUGUCUGGAAACCUUAAAUCUAACAUCAGAACAGUUCUCAGGCAGCUUGUACGAAUUGGACGUUAGCAACAACAGGCUAAACCAGAUCACAGCAGAUGAAGGCACGCUGACCGCUCUUGGCAAUCUGACGUACCUUAACCUUAGCCUGAACGACCUUCAGUGGUUACCCUCAGGAUUAUUUUCCUCACUGUCAAGCCUCAGGUCAGUGGAUCUCAGUUACAACAACAUUGACAUUUGCCUUCCUGAGGAAGCUGAGAUAAAUACAGACACGAGUACAGCUUGUGCGGAUUGGAAAAACGUUGCAUCCUUGCGGCAGCUUUACCUUAAGGGAUGCAACCUUAAAAUACUUCCAUCAUAUGCAUUCUCUGGGUUGUCUCUAACGCACUUGGAACUGUCCAACAACCCUGGACUCAAUGUUCAAGAAUCAGUGCAAAGUCUCAGCGGAACGUUACAGCAUCUAGGUUUAGGAAACACUCACAUACAAGACAUGGACUUCUCCCGUUUCCAAAGUCUGAAGUCUUUAAACAUUUCGCGGAACUCUCUCUCCCACCUUCCCCCUUCCCUUGUAAAUCUUGACCUUAAAGUGCUGGAUUUGAGGGACAACAAACUGUCCACUAUUCCCUCAGGUCAGGCUAAUGCAUUAGCCCAGAAACUGCACACUGUUUUCCUCACAGGAAAUCCGUUCAACUGCUGCCAAACUGAAUGGUUUGGAACAUUUGAAACAACAAAGACAAUCAAUAUGGUCGGACAAUCAUACAUUGAAUGUGAGGAUCUCAUCCAAACGACACACAGAGUGGAGCACUUCCAGCCAUUUUUGUGUUUGAAGACAGGUGGGAAAUCUAUAGUCUGGUACAUUCUGCUUUUUGUACCCAUCUGUCUUUCUUUUGUCGGCAUUUCGAUUAUUGUUCUCCUCACCUUCAAGCCCAAAAUGCUACAAAAAUCUAUCAAAAAGAACUGCUUAAAGCCUACGACUUACUGAUACUUUAUGAACCCUAAACAAAACCAUAUCUGUACAGUAUAUUAUUCAUAAAUGUAACUGAAUGUAUGUUGGAAAUAAAUUCAAUUCAUUGUAAACCUGU